AUGGAGUUUCAAGCACUCGAUGUUCUGAAGAACUCCAGGAAUGGAUAUGUAAAGGUGAUGACGUUGAACAACAAGAUGUACCGUGGGAUACUUGAGAGUUUUGAUAUGCAUGUCAAUACUUAUUUGAAGGAGGGAUACAUCAAAACGGAGGGAUCUGAAGAAAUGUAUGUAGGAGAUGUGCUGAUCAAUGGAGUCACAAUAGCGUUUUUUGACAUUGUGCAAGACAAGAUGAAGUAA
Molecule: messenger RNA, 237 nt
Organism: Ordospora pajunii
Lineage: Eukaryota; Fungi; Microsporidia; Ordosporidae
Exons: 1
Coding region: 1-237 (78 amino acids)
Source: RefSeq, a predicted model, not a curated record